AAACACAAAUAUUAAUGUUGUAAUGCGCUAACAAAUACAGCGUUAUACCACAAUUAUAUAAGACAAAUUACAACCAACUUCAUUGGAGUAAAGGGUAUUUGUCCAGUCUUUGUAGUUAAGGAUUAUUUAUUACUAUUGUUUUCAACUGACGAAACGAUAUAUUUAAAAUUUGAAUUGAGGUAAAUAAUCGAAAAGCUCUUGUCUGCUUGUGCGGGUGUAGCCUACGUGUGGUGUGGGUAGGUCUAUGUCCCACAUUGGUUUGUCUGCACAUUAUCUCGAGAACCGUUUGACGUACCUACAGCUGAGACAUUUAGAACCAAAAUUGGUCUAUUGAAUAGUAUAGCAAGUCGGAAAACAGGAUUUUGAUUCCAUUACUUAUACCAAAUAAGACGCUUGUUUAUACCAAAAUAGGCUUCUCAGAUUUCUGUAUUUAGUCAACGUACUUUCCUCAUCCGGACAACAAGGAAAACUCAAAUAAAUAUGGCAAUGGAAAUAUAACUUGUUAUAUUUAAUAGUUCCUCUACAUGCAAAACUACAGAAAUAAAUGUCAGACGUAAACAGGCGUGGAUUGCUUAAAUCAGAAGAAAAUCCAAACCCAGACGUCAGUCCCGGCAAUGGUAGUUCCUAGGUCUGGCUGUCCGUUGGCGCUGUAAACAUUGUGGUCCAAACAUGUCACAAAAACAUCAAAAAACACUCCCUACCCCUAGAUACAUAUAUUGAAAAAAAAUAAAAUGGCCAUUAUUAUGGUAGGUCAUUUGGCUCUUCAUUUUAUACGCCGAGAACUAAAAUAAGUUUCACACUUCAAUAAUGUUCACAUUGUUGAACUUUUCCACUAUUAAAUCUUUACAUUAUAAUAUACAAUUUUUCUAAAGCAAAUCUUUCAUAUGGUGCAUAAUUUUAAAAUAUUGUAAAAAAUCACUAUGGUUUAGUAUUUUUUAAUGAGGAACUAAAUCAUAACAAAUUUGAGUGUUAAAAAAAUGUAUACAGUUAUUUAUAUUGCAAAUAACAUAAUAAACCUCUUAACCUAUUAAUACGCAUUGAAUACACUUUAUUUUUUAAUUACGUUUCACAUGAACAUAUAGAAAACUCAUUACCCCUUCAAAUACAAGUUUUGAAGAAAUCAUAUGGUUGUAACUCCAAGUAUAAUUAUUAUGGAAUGGUAAGUAUGUGACACCUCGUUUUCAAUGUCUAAGAGAAGGAAUGUCUUUUAUAUCUAAUUAAGCUGUCUAUAUCUAAGCAUAUUUUAGUGAAAGGUUUUCACUACUGAAAAUAAUAAAUACAUAGGUAGUAUUAAUGCUCAAAUCCAUAACGUUGUUCAUUAGUGUGUUUAAAAAGUUAUGUACCUUUGCACAUGGCUGACCUAUGGAAACAACUGUACACGAGAGUAUUAUUUUGUUUUGUAUUUAAAAACAUUCAGGCUCCCAAUAAAUAAAUUUAUAUACUCUUACAUGGCAAAAAUCCAUUGGAAAAGUGAAAUUUCUUACUUCCCUAGUUUCUUAUAUAGUAAUUAAAAACCCCUAACUAUGAGGUUACCGAACCUCGCCCUUGGCUCGUUUUACAAGUUGCGUCAAACACGUGCGUUAAUUACCAUUAUUACACACUCUUAGCGUACUUUUCCAACUAACAUAACUAUGUAAUUAACAGUUUGAUCGAAAAUCUGUAGAUGUCACGUUUACAUAAUAAGUCAAAUUAAUGUCCCACUUCAAUAAUACUGAUUUGUUAAUCUCGCUGUUUAUUUUAUUUUAUUACUGUAUACAUAUGUAUAAGUAUAAUAGUAAUUUAUAUCAUACUUGAACUUAAUAUUUGUGUGUGUGCGUCCUCUUCUAUUUUUAUUCGUUCUGUACCUGUUAUAACAAGCAAGCAGCGCACCAAAGGAGUGUAACAAACUUUACCUGCGUCGCUCACCUUAAUUAAUUUCUUAACUCAUUUUUCGAUAUGUGAUUAUUGUCCUUCAUAAAAUCCGCAUUACAAAUAAUUCAAAUAAAUGGAGAAUUAAAUAAAAAAAUAACAAUAUAUUAAAUAAUAGCAGUAACCUACGGCUGCGCACGCAAUUUUGUAGUUUUGCAACUGAAUGAGCACUUCUGGUUCGAGUGAAUUGCAUUUCCGACUCCAAUGUUGUUUACCUUCUUGCUACAACCAAGAAAAUAUGAUGAAGAGUGUAUAUUGAUGGACAUUGUAAUUUACUAGGGUCUUAGUAUUUUUUUGUUCCAUAGUUGAUUUUGCCUUUGUCCCAAUAUAUAUUCUUCAUUGAUUGAUACAAAACUUGAAACUGUAAGAAAUAUUUCUAUAAUAUUGUUGAGGCUGUAAGAAAAAACAAAUUGUUUGGUCCUUACAUUUGAGAGAUGGUGGAAUAGAGGAGGUAUUCUACAAAUACAGGUACACUCUGUUGGAUAGAGCAGCGAUGGUUUGCCUUGGCUAGUAGUGCAUGUCUCGAUAUUUUAAAGUAUUGUUUGAGGAAAACAUAUUCAAAAUGUAUAAUUAUUUUAGAACGUGUGAACAAUAUUCAAUGUAUAUAUUGUUAUUCAGUAAAUAAACUAUGGCUCUGGUCGAUGUAUUUCACUUAUUACAAAUAAUUUAAAUAUUUUUGGUACAUUUUCUAUUUGGUUUCGGGUAAUUUUCAUUUCUUGAACACCACAACUCCUUGCUUGAGGAUUUCCUUGAGAUAGUAAAUUAAUUAAAAGAACAGUUCCCAUUACACACCACUAUUAACAUUGAGUACAAUUAAGUUUAUGCAUUUUUACAAAACUUAUUCAAGUGGAGUACAAAUAAAUAUACUACAUAUAUAGAAAUCUAUAUAUGAUAUUAUAAAUGAAGUUGACAUAAAACGUGUUUUAAGAGUUCACACACAACAUAACCAUUAUUCUACGAUUGAUUUGAGUGUAAAAGAUAUAAUAGACACUGGAUGGUUAGUGAAUUGUUCAUUUCAAAAUCUGAAACCAUUUAUUAAUUUAGAAUUUUAGAUUACGGAAGUGACUCGACCACGACAUGAGUGUGUUGUUUCUCGUUAGUAGUAGAUUAUUACGUAACUCCUAAAGUAUCGUAUUACCACAUAUCCUAUAGUAGUAUUGGAGACUUCUGGCUCGAUUUACUUGCGCCAACACUUUACUUGUCCUGAUCCACAUCAGUCAUGUUCCCUCGGUCGCACAGUAGCCACACUGCGGUCAGGUCACGUGACCUAGUCAGAUGUCAACCACCUACCAGUAGGCUGUCAGCGACCGGUCGCGAUGGACGACGUGGAGUUACAGCCUGUGGCAGUUGACCCCGUGCCCCCUGUGGUCCUCCAGGCAGGCAAGAGGCGCAACCCCCUGCCCCUCCAGAACUCCUACGCCGCAAAGAAGACGGUCGCCCAGGGGAUGAUGGAUGUGGCUCUCAUCACAGCCAACGCUAAUCAGAUGAAGUUUGUUCUCGAGUACGGCUCGGAGUCCGCGUCCUACUACCUGGUCCUGACGCUCCUGAUCAUCAGCCUCCUCCUGCAGAUUGUGGUGGGGGUCUCGUUGGUCUACAAAGGACGAUGUGACCUGAAGGGAGAGUCCAAGCUGGAGAUGGCCAACCGCAUCAACAACAGGGUGGUCAUCGGGGUCUUCCUCAUCACCAUCAUAAACGUGUUCAUCGCAGCUUUCAGCGUGACGGGACCGGCGAAGGAUCAGCACACCGCCUCGGCCCUAUGACGUCACCCAGAUGCUGUAUAACCAAAGAACGUUAUAAUUACUAUAAGGCACGUCUGUGAUGUACGAUACCUUGCCUGUGAUAACUUUUACAAAUAGCCAAUCACAGGAAUGCGUAGUUUUCAUGUUUGUUUUAGGUUUGAGCAAAAACAACAAAAGAUUAAAAAAUAAUUUAGUAUAUAUAAACAAAAGAAUAAUUUAUGUUAUUUUAGCUACUUCGGAAAUGGAAGAUUUUAAAUAGAUGUGAAAAUGGUGAAUUUUAUUUUAUAUAAUUCAUGCAAUGGGCAACAUUUUGCAAUAGUUCGAAUUUCUUAAAUACGAUGCAUUAUGGGUAACCUAAAAAACUGUUGGAUCGUAAUUGCUACUCCAGUGUUUAUAGUGUUGGCAACAAUGGUCUCCAUACAACGUGUUGUGGGAAUUUAAUUAUGUUUGCUGAAUGUGGUUGUAUGUUUGGUUGAAAUAAGUUACCUAAAAGUCAGGUGAUUUAUUAAAAUAUGAAUUCUGGAAUAUAACACAGAAUUGAUCAUAUGUCGGAAACUAGAUGUAGGUCUUGCCUGUUCUCGUGCUUGCGAAUAUCGGGCAGUGAGAAAAUUUCCCUUAUGAUAAUAAAACACAUUUAUUGUUUUUAUUCAUAUUUUUUUAAUAAGAAUUAUUAUUGUUUAGCUAGGAUACAUAGUUCAAGUAGAUGUACGUAACCGUUUUAUUGUUUUGUGUUAGUUUAAAGACACGUCAUACAAAAUUUGUACUGUUUUGUACUCAACUCAACAAAUUAAGAUUAGUCUACAUUUAAAGUAUAGGAUAGGCCUACUUUAUUUUAUAUUUAUGAUAAAACCUACUCUUGUACAUAGGCUAUUAGUUAUAAUUAUAAUAAAUUACUUUUUAAACAGUCGUCACCAAUGGCUAUACCAUCCUGAAUGUGUUAUUAUUCCGGAAGCCGUACAAAAGACCUCAGAUCAUUGUGCAUUAUUGCUGAAAGAUUGGAGAUAGAUUGUAUGGAAAUAUUUUAUUGAAACAUUUCCGUUAGAUUCGGACAAAAUUAUAUAUUGUUUCGUAUUUGUGGAAACGAUAAAAAUGAAUAAUCCGAACAGCAUACGAUAGUACUAAUUGUGUUAUGACCAAAGAUAACUCAGAUAGGCCUACUCAUUCUAUACUUGGAAUUUGUCUUUAAAAGAGAAUAGACCUUGCAUGCAAUAUGAAUAUUAUGUGGUAGAAAUUUUGUUUAUCCAAUGUGACAUAUGUGUGUUAAUAUUUUUCUGUAAUUUGUAAUCACCGUUCCCUUUGUUCGCCAUAACACUACGAGCAACCCAUAUCGUUUCACGUGCCAACAGAGUUUAGUAUUGGAUGCAGUAUCUUCUCAUGAACUUACAUAUACAAAAUUAUGAUGACCAAAGAUAUAAAUAGGAAUAUUCCCUGUGGUUAAUGUAAUAGUACCCUGAUCAGUAAUUAUUAAAUUUAGUGUAUACAACACACUCGUGCACACAAAUUUUGAUUAGAUGACUAAUUAUUAUUUUGAAUAUUAUAUAGACAAAGUCUAAAAGUGUACCGCAUGUUUUGGUUUUAAAUAAGUUAAGAAUUACCCGAAAAAGCAAAUACUAUAUGCGUUAACAUAUGUGUGUUACUGAAAGAUAAUGUAAUUAUUAAAUAAUGUAAUACACGUUGGUUUUCAUUAUUGAAUAAGUGGCACACGUAAAAAACCUUCCCUUACCUAAUUAUAUGGCUGCAUAUAUUAUAUUUGUAAGAUAAUGCAAUUAUUGAUAAGUCUAUCUGAAAUAAAUCACCGUUAUACUUA
Messenger RNA from Homalodisca vitripennis (glassy-winged sharpshooter), 5454 nucleotides. RefSeq names its product ninjurin-A-like. Gene Ontology annotation, biological process: cell adhesion; tissue regeneration. The transcript is spliced from 2 exons. The coding region runs from base 3225 to 3668 and encodes 147 amino acids. Gene Ontology annotation, cellular component: membrane. The record is from RefSeq and is a predicted model, not a curated record. Lineage: Eukaryota; Metazoa; Arthropoda; Insecta; Hemiptera; Cicadellidae.